This is a messenger RNA of Poecilia reticulata (guppy), 2316 nucleotides long. RefSeq names its product sedoheptulokinase (gene shpk). Gene Ontology annotation, molecular function: sedoheptulokinase activity. Gene Ontology annotation, cellular component: cytosol. Lineage: Eukaryota; Metazoa; Chordata; Actinopteri; Cyprinodontiformes; Poeciliidae. The record is from RefSeq and is a predicted model, not a curated record. Gene Ontology annotation, biological process: cellular response to lipopolysaccharide; phosphorylation; glycerol metabolic process.
CAAAAUAGCAACACAUGUCCAAAAGUAAACCAUACAUAGAACAGGGAUUAACUAAAGACGUCUGAAGUCAAAAUAAAGAAAGGAAUUACUGAAAUAACAUUUUUUUAUUUAUUAGCUGUUCUGCAACAGCAGACUGUUUACAGUCAUUUCUGCUUUAUUUGAGAUUUCCGAUUUAUUAUUUGUAACGUGAACGCAACAAAGUCGACUUUGCCUUCAGGAUGAUGUGCAGCAGCUAGCAGAGCCAGCAGUCAUGUCUAAGUUCAUCCUGGGGAUAGAUUUGGGCACCACGUCGGUGAAAGCUGUAUUAUUGGCAGCGGGCUGCAGAACUGUGGCUGCGGGUCACUCGGAACCAACCGCUGCCGAGCUUAGCGACGAUAGCGGGAUAAAGGCGAAAGAGCAGGAUCCCGGUCUGAUAAUAAACGCUGUGAACCGAUGCUUGGCUCAGCUACCCGGAGACAAACUGCAGCAUGUCAGCAGGAUCGGCCUUACGGGACAGAUGCAUGGGGUUCUGUUAUGGAAGGCAAAGAGCGGCUGUGAUUGGUCAAAUGGGAACUAUUUCACACCCAGAGACACCAGUCAGCUGGUCACAUGGCAGGACGGUCGCUGCAGCAGUGACUUCCUGUCUUCUCUUCCAAAGCCGGAGUCUCACCUCGGAGUUUCCACGGGCUUCGGCUGCGCGACGAUCUUCUGGUACAUGAAGCACAGGCCUCAAUUCCUGGAGGACUUCAGCGUUGCAGGUACGAUCCAGGACUACGUGGUGUCCAUGCUGUGCGGGUUGGACUCGUGCGUGACGACGCCUCAGAAUGCAGCCAGCUGGGGCUUCUUCAACACCGCAAGCAGUCAGUGGAACGAGAACAUUCUGAAGACUGCUGGCUUCCCCGUUCGCCUGCUUCCUCGGUGUGUGCCGCCUGGUGCCUUGGUGGGACAGACGCGCUCUGACUGGCACGGUAUUCCUGCUGGUACACCAGUAGGGGCCGCCCUAGGAGACUUCCAGUGCUCCGUCUACUCCUGCAUGAGUUCACCAGCAGAUGCAGUUCUCAACAUAAGCACAUCAGCCCAGCUGACGUUCGCCAUGCCAGCUGACUUCACACCUCCCAACUCUCCUCAGCUUGGGUCGUCCAUCUCCUACUUCCCUUACUUUGACUCGUCGUACUUGGCUGUGGCGGCGGCGCUCAACGGCGGGAAUGCGUUGGCCACUUUUGUGGAAACGUUGACCGCCUGGAUGAAAGAACUCGGUGUGGAGCCGAGGGACUCAUGUUUGUACGAGAAGCUGAUUGGCUCUGCCCUGAACCAGGAGAGCAGCGACCUGAUGGUGAGUCCCACCAUCCUGGGGGAGAGACACGCCCCCCUCUGCCUGGGUCAGGUCACCAACAUCUCCGCCUCCAACCUCUCGCUGGGCCACGUGUUCAGAGCGCUUUGCCGCGGCGUCGUGAGCAACAUCGCCUCCAUGAUGCCCGUGGAGCACCUGCAGCGGGCGGGCGUCCGCAGGCUGGUGGGGAGCGGGAACGCGCUCGCUCGCAACGAGGUGCUGAGGCAGGAGGUGGAGAGGGCGUUUCCUCUCCAGGUGGUUUAUGGACAGAACGCCGACUCUGCUGUGGGCGUGGCCAUGGCCCUCUGUGACCGACUCUGAACAGCCGACGGGGGAAUCCCUGCAUGUUUUAUUUGAUUCGCUCAGAUUUUUUUGCACAACUUUUGAGACUUUGAUUGAAUAUAAUUGUUGUUUUAACUAAUUAGCAGGUUUUCUUAAAGUAGACUUGAUUCAAACAUUUUGAUUUUUAGAAAACUCUUAAAGGGGCAGUAUUAUGUGUUUGUUUUUUUGUCCAGGCACAGAGUGCCAUUUUAUUCCACAGUCAUAUAAAAAUGCUAAAAUGGAAUUAUUAUGUAAAAUUGACUCUUUCUUUAGCUGUUAUAAUAUUAUUUCCUCAUCAAAAAAAUACCUGGAGUGCUGCUUUGAGUCCUUCAUCCUUUUUUGAGAAAUCCUUUAAUCUGCCAUGGCAACCAUUCAGCUGGACAAAACGCCUGGUUGCUACCUAAAAAUCGAUCUAUCAUCAAUUGAUCCCUCAGAAGUUUUUUUUGUGACUUAAACACUUUGCUCUGCUCUUCUUUUCUUGUCUGGAAAUAACUUUUACAAUGCAUCGUAAAGUCUUCAGAAUCUCAGUUGAUCAUUUUGCUAAGGUUGUAUUUGUUUUUUUUUUUUUAGAUCAUUAGAUUUGAUAUAAAAAAAAGUGCUUAGGACAUUGGUAGAUAUUACAAAAUCAAUAGAAAUCACUUACUGAUCCCAAUCGGGAAAUCAAUAAACAUCUGUUUCUGACAGCA